This is a messenger RNA of Salvia splendens (bonfire salvia), 2982 nucleotides long. RefSeq names its product H/ACA ribonucleoprotein complex non-core subunit NAF1. Bases 151 to 2757 code for a protein of 868 amino acids. Gene Ontology annotation, cellular component: sno(s)RNA-containing ribonucleoprotein complex. Gene Ontology annotation, molecular function: RNA binding. The record is from RefSeq and is a predicted model, not a curated record. Gene Ontology annotation, biological process: pseudouridine synthesis; ribosome biogenesis; box H/ACA snoRNP assembly. The transcript is spliced from 3 exons. Lineage: Eukaryota; Viridiplantae; Streptophyta; Magnoliopsida; Lamiales; Lamiaceae.
CUAAACCCUAGGGUUUAAGGAAAUCCUCACUUUCCAUACAAAGCCCACAUUUCCUCUUCAAUCCCGCAUCUAUAUAUGUAUUUCACAUCUGCUACCUCACAAAAAUCAUGAACCUAUCGACCUCAACAGCCCUAAUUCCUACUGCCCAACAUGGUUGGUUUCUUGCACAGUCCCGCUGUUGAAGGAGCGAAAGCAGAGGAGAACGAAGACGUCACUAAGAUUGCAAGCGACCUACUCGUUCCAGAGCUGGACGAUUUCCCUUCGUCGUUUUCUGAUUCGUUUCUCGAUUUUGACGCCCUCAACGGCUGGUUCACGGAAGCCCCCGGUGCGGAUAUGGCUGAUUUGAGAGGUGAAUUGGUUGAUUUUAAGAAGGAAUUCGAUGUUUUGGUAGAUGAAAUAGUUGAUGUUAAGAAGGAAUUUGAUGUUUUGGGAGAUGAAAUUUGUCGAGAGGGUGUAAAGGCGGAACCUUUGUGGGGUUUAGGGCUGGAAGAUGGAGAAAUUGGGGGUGUUGUUGAGAAAUGUGUUGAGAAGGGUAGUGAGGGAGUUGAAGGUGAUGGAUGUGAGAGGAAAUUGGGGGAUUUAGGGUGUUUGAUUGAGGAGCAGCUUGGGAAAGUGAGCUUAGAUGGUGCAGUAGAAAAUCUAAGUGUUCCGGUUGUUGCUUCACUGAAAUGUGAGAAUAGUGGUAGUGAAGAAGCUGCGGUUGAUGACAAUUCGAAGUGUGUGAAAAUGGGGAUUGGUAGUUGCGGUAGGAUGGAGAGUGAUGGUGAUGUGUUAGGAGUUGGGGGGAAUGAAAAUAAAGUUGAUGAGUGUGUGGAUGAUGGAGAUGGGAGUGGGAGCACGUCGGACUCAUCAUCUUCGUCGUCUAGUAGUAGUGAGGAUGAGGAUGAUGGUAAAAAGAAAGGCAAGAAUGGAGAGAGUAGUGGUGAUGAAGAGACUGAGAUGGAGGAUGGUGAGAUUAUGAUGUCGGAGCUAGAAGAGAUGGUUUCGUGGAGUGACGUUGAAGAUGAGGAUGGUGGUGGAGGCGGACCAAUCAAAUCUAAGAAUGAGCUUGAGGAUCUGCCUCCAGUUCCUUCUGUUAAUGUGACCUUGGAACCACAUCAUGAAACCCUUCCGGUUGGAACAGUUUUGUCGAUGAUUGACGCCCAAGUGAUUGUGGAAGGAGUUGAGAAACACGAUCCUCUCAACGAGAGCUCAAUUCUUUGGAUUACUGAGAGCAGAUCACCGCUGGGGAUUAUCGAUGAAAUCUUUGGGCCCGUCAAGAACCCUUUCUACAUUGUGAGAUACAACUCUGAGGAGGAAGUCCCCACAGGGAUCCAGCAAGGCACCUUGAUCUCGUUCGUCGCAGAGUUUGCAGAUCAUGUACUCAACAACAAUAAUCUCUACCAGAAAGGGUAUGAUGCAUCUAAUGAGAACGAUGAAGAGCUGUCUGAGGAUGGUGAAUUUUCAGAUGACGAGAAAGAGGCUGAGUACAAGAGAAUGAUGAAGAUGAAGAAAAGGGGAACGAAUGAUUCCAAGCCCAAUAACAAGAGGAAGGAGAAACGGCAACAGAAGAAUCAGAGAGGGAACGGGAGCUGGAACAAUAACAAUUCUACUGCACAAACUCCUCCAGGUGGCAGAGACCAACGUUUCGCUUCUCAUGUUGGAACACCGUCAAACCAAGACAGUCAUCACCAAGGCUCACUGGGCUCUAGACAGGGUUCUGUUGGGGAUCAAGGCGUGAUUCCUCCUUCGUUCCCACAUAGGCCUCAAGCACCGGCAUUUCCUCCUCCAAAUGGUAGUUGGAACAAUGGGUUUCCACAUCAUCAGCAGCUAAAUGCAAACCUUCUUAUUGGACUGCCGCCGAAUGGCAUGCUGUGGAUGCAGCAAAACCUACCUUUCCUGUACCCAACCGGUGCACCAUUUCAACAGCAAAUCGGUAUGAUACCCGGAAUGCCACCAAACUUCAAUCCAAUGGCUGGACUACCAAAUAUCGGUGGGAUUCCACCUUGGCCUAUGGAUCAGAACGCAUCGCAGUUUGGAAUGCAGGGUCAGCAAGGGCAACCACGGCCUCAGUUUGGAGCGCAGGGCCAGCAAGGUCCACCACAGCCACAGUUUGGAGUGCCGGGCCAGCAAGGUCCACCACAGCCACAGUUUGGAGUGCCGGGCCAGCAAGGUCCACCACAGCCUCAGUUUGCAGCGCAGGGCCAGCAAGGUCCACCACAGCCUCAGUUUGGAGGGCAGGGCCAAGGUCUACCACAGCCUCAGUUUGGAGCGCAGGGCCAGCAAGGUCCACCACAGCCUCAGUUUGCAGCGCAAGGCCAGCAAGGUCCACCACAGCCUCAGUUUGGAGGGCAGGGCCAAGGUCUACCACAGCCUCAGUUUGGAGCGCAGGGCCAGCAAGGUCCACCGCAGCCUCAGUUUGGAGCGCAGGGCCAGCAAGGUCCACCGCAGCCACAGUUUGGAGCGCAGGGCCAGCAAGGUCCACCACAGCCACAGUUCGGAGCGCAGGGCAAGCAAGGUCCCCCACGGCCUCAGUUUGGAGUUCAGGGCCAGCAAGGUCCACCGCCGCUGCCUCUGAAUGGUGCUGGAGAGCAAGCAGUUCAGACUCAGGUAUCUCCAGAUGGUCAGCCACAGCCUCCGACCAUGAAUUUCAAUGGAAGCCGUGGUGGUGGCCAUCGUGGUGGUGGCCGUCGUGGCGGCGGCGGUCGUGGCGGCCGUCGUGGUGGAAGAGGGAAUCACAGAGGCCGUGGGCGUUAUGGUGGUGGCAGGCAUUCUUGAGCCCUUCUACAGAGAAAUAGAUCCCAAUUUUUCUGCCAAAGUUUUGUUCUUCCCUUUGCAAACCAUUAUUUUCUUGUAGUUACAUGUAUCUAAUAUUUAAUCAUGUUUUUAUGUUGAUUUUUGCUUCCUGUGAGCUAACCUCAAAAUUGCCAACAGCCCUAAGCCCCUAGCUAUUUUCGUAUGUUGAAAUUGUCCUUUCAAUGUGAUUUUGUUGUUUUUAUGUGA